Molecule: messenger RNA, 861 nt
Organism: Schistocerca serialis cubense
Lineage: Eukaryota; Metazoa; Arthropoda; Insecta; Orthoptera; Acrididae
Exons: 4
Coding region: 1-861 (286 amino acids)
Source: RefSeq, a predicted model, not a curated record
AUGCUGCACUUAUCUGCCCUGCGGAGCGGCUUUUCAGAAGGAGCGCUGCCCACCACUGGUGAGCCGCCCCGGUGGCUGGGCACGGAGAAACCGCCGGAGCCCGGCGGCAGUGCUGCCCAGCCCAUGGAUAUUCAUGUUCUUCAAAGCCAGCCCGCCCAGAAGGUCGCGUUUAAAGACUCUUCCACGGUUCGUGUGGGUAAUAAACUUGUUCGCAAUAAGCCACCCACCCAGCCCUCUGCUAUGCGACCCAAGCGUAAUUCCAUCGCUGUAAAAAGUAAUGUACAGACUGCAAGUGGAGCGGGAGUUGUUGUUCCACCCGCCCAACCCACGAGUUGUCAUUUGGUCCGCGGCGGGUUCCAGCCGCGCCUUCCGACUUCGCUGCCGCCCCCAGGGCAGCAGCAGCAGCCGUCGCCGCUACCACGCCGACAGCCCGUCCCGUUGAUGCCUCCCGCGCAGCUUCAUCCGGGAGCACCCCAUGUGGUCGCUCCGGCGCCUGCGGUCCCUCUUCAGUCGCCACCGCCUUCGGAGCUGAUGGACGUCGACCCCUCAGCCGGGCCGCCUUCCCAAGCGGUGGCUGUGCAGCCUGUCCUGCAACCGCUUUCCUUGGGCACCCCCAAGGAGUCUGACACCGCAGCGCCUUGUCCGGCGCCCACUCAGCAGCCGUCGACGCAGCGUCAGGAGACGCUGCCUCUCUUCGUGGGUCCCGACGCCCCGUCGCGUCCAAUAGGGAAGCACACUGUGUCCAUUGGUGUGAACAAGACGUGGCGGAAGUUUGCAAAAGAGGCACCGUGUCGCAUCGGCCGCAGCCGUGACCGCAGCUGUCGCGGCACGCCUGAUUUUUGCGACACGUGGCAUGCAUAA